Molecule: messenger RNA, 3525 nt
Organism: Tribolium madens (black flour beetle)
Lineage: Eukaryota; Metazoa; Arthropoda; Insecta; Coleoptera; Tenebrionidae
Exons: 10
Coding region: 85-3486 (1133 amino acids)
Source: RefSeq, a predicted model, not a curated record
AUUUUAUUGGAUGGUUUACUUUUUGUAGUUUUAAAUAAAUAACCAAUUAAAUGUGUGAGUGGUUUAAAGUGUAAAAAUUGCAAAAUGUUAUGUGACGACAGUUCCAAUAAGGUGUCCAAAAAUCCGUUGUGUGUGUUCUGCUUGUCGCCGCCGUUUUCAAUAAGAGCUUUUACACGUCCUCCUGAAAGGUCGGCGCCUCGACGCUUUUCAGUUCGUUGCUGGCGUCGCGACGGCUCUUCACUUCUCUCCGUUCGUCCACGUUUCAAAGCCGCCAAUCGGCGGUCCUCAAACUUCUUAACCAAAUAUUUAUCAGGAUUUUUCCAAACUCGAGCCAGGAGAAGUCUAACACUGCAGGAAGUCCUUGAAGAGAUACGGAAAGCUUGGAAUCCGCAAAGUUAUUGCACGAUGGAUGAAAAAUGGAACAAAAACAAUUCAAACGAAAUGCUUUCACCUGUCUUGCUGAGACGAAGACUGAGCGCACCGGAAACGAUAAUGCGAAAGCACAUGUUGGCUCAACAACGCUCCGACUCACAAGACAGCGAAAUUGCCCAAUCGGAAACAAAAAUCUACAGUUAUCGAAGCGAAAUGGAGGCUGGGAGUGAUUCAAACUUAAAUCGGAGACGCGAUCCUGACUUAAUGAGAAAAACAACGCUGUUAAGACGACUCUGGAGCCACACUAAACCUUUAACAAGUACACGAUUUUCCGGGAGUUUCCAUGAAUGGCAGCAUUCUUACGGAAAAUUAUAUUCGGGAAGAUCCACACAUUCCCUUACUUCAGUUCAUUCGUCUCCCGAACAUCUCGUUAAGUCGCAAAGCAAGAGGUCUCUCAACGAAUUUAGAACUUCGCCGCAACACAAAAAUAUCAACUCGAGAAGAUUAUCACCAAAACACCAAAAGAGGCAUUUCGAGACGGACAGUACUACUACUAAAACUACUACUACAACAACUCCAAAAACGACAACGACAACGGAAACGGAAACGAGCACGCGAUACACAAACACAAGCUACACCACAUUUUCGGACAAUUCGGACUCGGCCUACACCAACAGCAGAUCAAACUACACGGAAACUUCAAACAACAAUUCAACUCCAUCCGAAAUUUACAAAGACGUUCUUGAAGAUACGGAAGCGUCGAAUCAGGGGUGUCAACUCCGAUGUGCUAACGAAACGGCAACGCAAACCAUCGGUACUACCAACGUUAACGUUAUCUCAAACGUGCAGUUGAGCCAAUCAACUUUGGACUUAAUUUUUAAUCAAGUGAUGCAAGACGUGAAAAACUCUAGUGAUGUUUCUAGUGAAUCUAAUAUCGUACAAGUGAAACAAAUUCCGAGUUUUUAUCUCAAAAGAAAAGACAGUGAGGACAAUUCGCAACAUAGUAGGAUAGUUAAAUGCAUGAUUAGCAAUGUCGGUGCUGGUAGUCCCUAUACCAAGCCGCCGGAAGUUCCCCAAAUUGCCGUUCCUCGGUUUUCGGCACGUCCACAAACCUCUUCAAUGGAAGUUAAUAUGUCAUCAGGAGAGUCCACUGAUAAGGAAUCAGACACCGUUAGUUUAGUAGAUAGUUUAGAAGACACUUCGUCACUGCGAACAGACCCCAUGCAGAACGAAGUGACUGCUAACAAAAGUGACAUAUCGUUAGAGCUUCCCGAUAAUAGUGAUAAGAAACCUAGCAAACCUACCGCGUUUUUUAUCCCGAUUAAAAUCGAUGCACGAACUGAAUUUAAACCAGUUUCGGAUCAUUUGCCCCAAAAAGUUAGAGACCGGCUUAUUAGAAGACAGCAGAAAAGAGAAGAAAGGAAUAGAAGCAAGCAAAGUUCAUCUAGAUCUGACAGUAAUUAUAUUAGUGCAAGUGAAAAUGGUAAUCACAUUCAUUGUAUCGUUGAUAACGGUGCCGAUAUCAAUUUAAAUAGUGUACCACUCCCUGAAGUCAAUUAUGGAAAAAGUAAAAAACGAAGCAAACCGCUUCUGCCUAGCAUUGAGUCUUUUAGAAGAAUCAAAAUCGAUGACCAAAAAUCGGUCAAACGCAAAUCAAUUAAAGACGAAAACUACACAAAAUCCAAACAAAAACAUUGGAUCCCGAAAGUCAAAAAUAAAAAUGAAAAGUUGACCCCUUUGUACACUUCCAAAAAUGAAUAUGUUUACGACUACGGCCCUCGCAGAAUUUACCACAAGACGGAGUUUAAUAAUACGAAUAAAAGGAUAGAAAUUUUGGAAAUCAUGGAGUGUGUCGACAAUUCGGAAAAACUGGGCCAACAGUUGUCGAAAAAAUCCAGAAUUCCGGUCCUGAUAAAUCAGAAGUUGCCGAAAAUAAACCAAAAGCAGAAAGUCGAAAAACCGGCUUUUUUAGACUUGGAUUGCGUUCCCAUCAGUGAUCCUAAAUUAGACCAACUCAUCGCAAAUAUAUUAAUAGAAACUUUGAAUAUUCCUGAUAUACAGGCGUCGGUGAGUGGCAGCAAAUCUCCCGUGCAGGAAUCUCAAGCUGAGUCAGCAAAACCGCCGAAGUUUAGUCAAAAAUUUGACGCAAUCCCUGAGGAAUUGUCCUUACAAUCGUCAACAGAAAAUGACAUUUCGAACAAUAACGAAGUUAAUCCAACCGAAGAAAAGACUUCGUACCAAGGCAAAGCGGCCGUUGCUGUUGUCAAAGACGAAAACUUUUCUUCGAUUCCUAAAGGUUGGAUUACGUUUUACAUGCUACAUAACAAUCGGGGAUCUCCUGAUAGUACUUCCGAUGAAGGGAAUAAAUUGGCUGAUAAAAAAAAUGAAAGCAAGCAAGAAAUUGAGACUGGGAAUAACAAUGACUUGACAUCGGCCUACAACAAUGUCACUUAUGAUGUUGUCAAAAAAGACAAAUAUGAAUCGAAUGGAAACUGCUCCUCUAGCAGUGAAAUUCCGACGAAAACCUUGCCUCCAACCACCGGUCGAUAUAAAAAAUAUAACCAGAGGAAAAUAAGGCAUAAAGUUAGCGAAACGGAAAAAGUUAAGCAGUUCGGCGAAUGGUCCGUGACAGUAAGUGGGACAAACAGUUACGGCCAGUUUGCCCCAGAUUUGGAAAUGAGUCUAAAAUUCCCAGAUUCCCAAAAGAACUACAAUUGCCCAAGUCAGUCCGAUUCUGGUUUAGGAGAAGAUAAUGAAAAGUCACAUUUUCCAAAAAUCGCUGCAAAGCAAGACCAGUAUAAAGAAGGUGAAAAUAACGAAUUUAUGAAGCAGAGAUUGCCCGACAUUGCCAGAACAAAAAUGCCCAAAAAACAACGGAGAAGCGAUUCCAGCGUUCCAUCUCUCGGGAACUUAUCUUCCAGAAUCGAACCGAGGCAAACUCGGACGAGCACAAGGAGAUAUGAUUUGAGCAGACCUAAAAUUGAUUAUCACAAAUCUGAAACUCCGAGAAAUGCUAUAAGUUUAUUUAAUGACAGUCACUAUGCCGAAAUUUUGAAACGAUUUCCUGAAAUUUUGAGCAUUACUGGUAACGCCAUCAACCAAGGGAAAAAAUAGCGAUAAUGAAAUAUUCUUAAGGAGAACCUGAUAACUGCA